Amphimedon queenslandica is the source of this 1282-nucleotide messenger RNA. Its product is annotated as AP-5 complex subunit mu-1-like. The record is from RefSeq and is a predicted model, not a curated record. Bases 30 to 1172 code for a protein of 380 amino acids. Gene Ontology annotation, cellular component: lysosome; cytosol; AP-type membrane coat adaptor complex. The transcript is spliced from 9 exons. Gene Ontology annotation, biological process: endosomal transport. NCBI's taxonomy places the organism in Eukaryota, Metazoa, Porifera, Demospongiae, Haplosclerida, Niphatidae.
CUAUCAACAAUGAGAGACCAUCACUCAUUAUGAUACCCAGUGUUGCAGCUGCUGUGUCAUUAUUGGAGGGAAUGAUGGAGGUACUUAGUUCAGCUGUUAAACUUGAGACCAGUUCACCACAGUUAGCUGAAUUAUAUCAGUACCUCUGUCUGGCUGCUCCUUUUGGUACACCUAAUGAAACUAAUCCUUCUAACUUGAAAUUUCAGAUCCAGUUUAGGAAAGGGCUGGCUAUGCCAAAGGAAAAGAUUCCUUCAUGGAGACCAGCUGUGUAUAAAGGAAGCUCAAAACUUAAUGUUAGAAUAAAAGAAGAAGUUAGGGCUGUCCAGUAUGAUAAAGAAGACAUUGAAGACAUAUGUCAAUUGUAUGGAUCAGUAUUAUGCAAGGCGGAACUUGAGGGUCACCCUGACAUAGUAUUAAACUUGACCACGCCUCCUGACUCCUCCCACCUUGAUCACUUAACUGUUCAUUCUUGUGUACAGUCGUCUGAUGCUGAGCCAGUACUAGCUGAUACUACUAAUAGACACACUGACACUCCUCAUUAUUCAAGGAGUGUUAGGUUCUCAGCUCCUCUGGAGACAUUCACAUUGUGUCAUUAUCAACAGUCACCAGCUUUGAUACCAAUAAGAGGAUUCUAUCAAAUGAAGGGUGAUAGAACUAUUGAGCUACUCGUUCAAUUGAAGCUACACGAAACAAUUAGGAACAACUUUGAGUACUGUGAAGUAGUGAUUCCUUUUUUUAACAGAGGAACUAUUGAGAAGAUUGAUAACAUAUCACCAACAUCAGUUAGUCUGUGCAUUGGUCCUGAUAAUAAGAGUCUAGUGUGGAAUAUUGGACAGAAGUUCCCAGUAAAGUCACUGGAAGUGUCCCUCAGUGUUACUGUGACAUUCACUGAGUUUCCUAGUGAAGAGGAGGAGGAGAGAGAUAAAACUGUUGAUGCAAAGUUUUGUGUUGAGCAGAACAGCUAUUGUGAGUUGAAUUUCAAGAUUUCUGAUUUCACUCUCAGCGGCUGUCAGAUUGAUCCUCGUUCGAUCACUUUGUUCCCAUCAAUCAAAUACAAACUAACAUUAGGAAGAGAGCUAGUCUCCUCAGGUUACCGUAUAUGGAAUUCACAUGGUGAUGCACUGGGAAUACCUUUCAUUAGGAAUGAACCAGUUGAAGAAAUUAUUAAUUAGUUACUGAAGAAAUUAUUAAUUAGUUACUUUUAAUAACACUGAUAAUAGGAUUAGUGUUACCUUGUUUGUUGUGUGGUUUUAUACAUGAUUAUUAGUAUUGCUACAAUAAA